Moneuplotes crassus is the source of this 712-nucleotide messenger RNA. NCBI's taxonomy places the organism in Eukaryota, Ciliophora, Spirotrichea, Euplotida, Euplotidae. The record is from the annotation of a GenBank genome assembly.
UUUGGGUACAAUCUCUUGCUAAAGCUCUUAAUAAAUGCUAACAUUUCCUAGAAUCAAGCAGAGAUUGUGAUGCUAACAUAUACCUGCUGACCCUUGGUAUGAUGAGUGUAGGCAAGACAAGUCUUAUCAACAGAUAUGCCAAUUCAGAGUUCAAAGAAAUAAUGCAAAGUACUACAGGGAUCUGCAAUGUAGAGACCAUCAGAUCUAUUGAUGGAUCUCAACUAGGCUCAUCGAAACCUGUCACAAUUCUAGCUAAACUUUGGGACACAGUCGGGCAAGAGAAAUUCGAUUCUAUCCCUAAACGCUAUUAUAAAGGUGUUGAUGGGAUUCUCCUAGUGUAUGAUAUUACUGAUUCAACUACAUUUGACAAGAUAAAUUAUUGGAUGAAGCAGAUAGCCCAGAACGUGUCCUCAAUCCCGAUCAUAAUGGUUGGGAACAAAACAGAUAUUGAAUCCUUACGAGCCAUGGAGUACCAGGAAGGAAAAUAACAAGGCAACUGAGUUAGGACUUGAGUUUUAUGAGGUCAGUGCAAAGUCAGGUGAAGGGGUUAAUGAAGCAUUUGAUCAAUUGAUCAUCAGAGCUCUCCAAAACUCACCACAAAAACUUAAUCCAAAAGCCAAGAAGAAUAGCAGGAAAAAUAAAGUUGUCCUCAAGAGUAAGAAAAAAAAGAAUGAAAAGAAGGCAAAAUGAAAGUGAUAAAUUUCAAUUUAAA